Molecule: messenger RNA, 1344 nt
Organism: Entamoeba invadens IP1
Lineage: Eukaryota; Evosea; Mastigamoebida; Endamoebidae
Exons: 3
Coding region: 1-1344 (447 amino acids)
Source: RefSeq, a predicted model, not a curated record
AUGAGUACGAGUGACCUAACACCAACUCAAAUCACGAAACGGGUGAUUGAAUUUGUCAAGAAGAUUCACGCAAUCACCGCAAUCGUCGACGGGUAUGAUGUCAAAGACGAGAGAAUUCUUUCAGAGAUCAUUGAGACGUACUACAGUUACAUUCACGAUGUUGAAAAUAAGUACUACAAAAAUUCGGUAGUGAUGAUCAUGGAAUUUGUGAAGAAACAGUCUUCGUUUCUACAAAAAGUGUUAUUCACAAAAGUCCAAGAGAAACAACAACUCUUUUGGAAUUCCAUCGAGUACACUAACAUUGGAUUGUUCUCAUCUUCUGACAAAGAAAGGUAUUGUGUCGAUUACAUCAACGGAUUUGGCUUUGAAAAUUUAGAAGGGUGGAUUAAGAACCAACGAGCUCCAUACAUUCGAUACGCUUUGGUUGUUGUUAACUACAUCCUUAAUGUGAAAAAUCACUUUGAGAACAUCUAUGAAAUUAUGUAUAUCUUCAACACACCGGAGCUCAUUAAACACCAGACUUUCGUCGACAUUUUUACUGCAUUUUUCGUCGUGUUGUCAACUAAAGUUCAAUUAGAAAGUUACGUGGAAAUCUUACGCAGUUGUCUUGAUAAGAACACAAUGCUCUUUUUUUCUUUUUACCAACGUUUUGUCAUUGAGGAAUUGUUUUACGUCUGUCAGAGUCGUCUUCAAAAAUUCGAGGAGAGAGGUGACCCCUUUUUCAAACAAAAUGAUUUGUCUCUUAUCUUUCAACGAGCAAACGAUAAAUUGCGACUCCGUGAAGAAUACAAGAAGGGUUACAACAAUGACAGUUAUACACGACAAGCUACAAAACCUUUCAGGAAAAGUCGGAGCCCAAGCAAAUCCCGGACGCGUAGUAAGAGUCGGGACUAUUCUCAUGUCAAACCAGUCGAAAAUAAAUACACCCCAACUCCCAACAUCCCAAAUAGUGUGAGUCAGUCCGUCGAACGGACUACUGAGGCUCAAACAAAGUGCUCUCAUCAACGGUCGUUCGCUCCAAAAUUAACUUCAGACGAACUCAAACUAUUCGACGAGAAAUUUGCAAAAGGAACAAAAGAGUUAUCGCCAAGUUGUUGUGCAAGUCUCAGUGAAGAUGUUAUGGACACUGACUUUUUGGAAAAGCAUCACUUGUUCAUCUCGAUCUUUAUUCCCAAAAACAGUAACUUUGAUUGGAUCAUAUCGCAAGCCGUCAAUAUUGGGAAGUGUCAAUGUGACUUCGAUUAUUCCACUCGAGAACUCAUGUUCGAGUUUUUUAGUCACGAAGAUGUCAUUGCGUUCAUCAAGUUUCUUGGGCAACAAAGUGUGAGGUACAAAGAGUUUUAA